Messenger RNA from Astyanax mexicanus (Mexican tetra), 2315 nucleotides. RefSeq names its product GGL domain-containing protein. Gene Ontology annotation, molecular function: G-protein beta-subunit binding. The record is from RefSeq and is a predicted model, not a curated record. Gene Ontology annotation, biological process: G protein-coupled receptor signaling pathway. NCBI's taxonomy places the organism in Eukaryota, Metazoa, Chordata, Actinopteri, Characiformes, Acestrorhamphidae. Bases 133 to 345 code for a protein of 70 amino acids. Gene Ontology annotation, cellular component: heterotrimeric G-protein complex. The transcript has 3 exons.
GAGACGCAGCCGCUGCUGAGGAGUGGAGAAGUGCGCAGGGGGCGCAGGCGAGCUCGCGGUGAGUCCAGCUGGUGUUUUACUGGGAUCUGAGUGUGGAGCGGAGCGCUCUCAGAACUCCUCACGGGCGGCGAGAUGUCCAACAACAGCGCGAGUAACCUGGUCAUGGUCCAGAAAAUGGUGAAGCAGCUUCGGCUGGAGGCGAGUGUGCGGCGGAUAAAGGUGUCCCAGGCUGCUGCUGACCUGAAGGCGUUUUGCUUGCAAAAUGCCCAUAAGGAUCCGCUGCUUGUGGGGGUCCCAUCCAGUGAUAAUCCGUUCCGCCCACCGAAGUCAUGUGAACUCUUCUGAGUAAAGAUGAAGAAGACCUCAGAAACAUUCCCCUCCACUCAUUCUUAAUGACGCUCAGCGCUGGAUCAACACUACCCUUUAACUUAAAAAUUCCUUUUUGUUUUUACAUCAGUAAUAAUUCCAUUCAUUCAUAUUUGCAAUACUGUUUCUAUUACUGUGCCAUUAAGAGUGCUGUAGAAGUCUGUAAACAAGCUCUGUUCUGAUUGGCUCUCCUGUAUUGUGCCUUAUUCAAGAUGUCUGGGCUGAAACAUAUUUGUCAGUGUAAGUGUGCUGGGUUUUAUAACAUCACAAAAGCAAGUUAAAACCAAGUUUGUUGAUUUUGUUUUGUGCAGUUCACUGUCCAUAUGUGGACUAUAUGAACUGGGGAGUGAAUGAUAUCUUUUGAAGCUAUGACAAUGUUUACAUCCUUUUUUUUUGAAAACCAUCAAGUUGGGAAAGUUGUCUGUGAUAUGGGCUGUUUAAGAAAAGUGAUUAUUUUUGUUAUUUUGCAUCAGUUACUGUAAAUCCAGGAUGUGUCCUAAAAGCGCAAGUGUGGUGAUAACAGUUGGAAGAAAAGGAAACGUGAAGUUCUCAGGCUUUUAAUUCUAAACACAAAAUUGUCUUACUUUCCUGUCUCUAGUUUUUCUUGUCUAUGUAUUUUCUUGCCUUGUUUUUUUUUAACUAUAAUCAAAUUCACUAAAUUGUAAUAAUGAUGGAAAAUUAAGAGACACUAUAUGACCUCUUUGUUGUAGUGUAUACUAGGGAUACAAUUCAGUAUAUCAAAUUAUAUUGUGAUUACUGCAAGUAAGGCAAUAUAUUGCAAAAAAUCAUAGUAUAUCAAAACACACACUUAUUAUAUAAAUAAAAUGUGAAUUAAAGGAAACUACUUUAUGCAUCUAUAACAGUAAAACACUGCUAUCUAGUGGGUGGGAUUUUAACACAACACAGUAUGAACCAUUAAAACUAAUUAAACAAAUCUAUUAUUGCAAUAAUAUAUUAUUGCAAAACCAUAUAUCAUGUUUUGGUAUGAUAUUGCUUUUUUAAAACCCUAAACAAUCACUUUGUGUAUACCACAUGGUUGAAAAUCUAAGUACUUUGAAGAUUUAAAGCAAAAAAACUAAUAGACAUGACUGAUAACUGAUAGAUCAACCAAAAUAUGUUUAAUUUCUGAAAUUUGCUUUGUUAGUUUAUGACGCUAUGCUAAUAAUUACACCUUGUAUACACAGAUAGCCAUAUAUUUUAAAUUUUAUCAUAUGAAUAAACGUAAAUACUGUUCUAUUGCAAAUAUAUAUUUUUUAGAUUUAGACACAAUCCACAAUUCCAUGACUUGCAGAGUACACUACCGAGGGAGUAUUGGGUAUGUUGGGAUGAUUAUUCUAUUUUCUUCCUUCUUUGUGGUGUGUUGAUGUCUCUGUUUAUGAGGUACUACAGACCUGCCAACAUUUUCACAUUUUGUGUAAUGUGCACGCAUUUUGACAUCCUAGUACACUUGUACAAUACGUUUUAUAAAAUAUGCAUAUUGUUUGCCAGUUUCAGUCAGGUUGUCACUGACACAAGCAAAGUGCUUUCAGCCAAUCAGAGCACUUCAUGUUCAUCCAACCACCCCACGUCUGCUAGCUUCGAACUUUAGUCAGAGCCCUUAUAAUGAUGAUAGUGCUGUCAUGCUGUUUAUCGACAUGGCCGGUAAGCAUAAACACUAUUCCAGCAAACUAAUUAUGGAGCCAUCCACUACUUUUAUUCACACUUAAUUUUCCUCCAAACUUUCAGCACAUUUCUUCAAGGUUGGCAGGUCUGGGUACUAUUACCCCUUACAGGGCCAUAUUGCUCAGCCCUACAUGGUGUGUGCCAAAAUAAUAGGAUUUAUAUACUGAACGAUCAGGUUUUACAGUUUUUCUACUUUUUAAAUGCACUGUAAACUGUCAGCCCCUUGAUGCCUUGAUAUACAGCUAUGCACUGUGAAUGCACAUCCAAUAAAAUGAAAUAAUAAUGUU